This is a messenger RNA of Pristis pectinata (smalltooth sawfish), 4089 nucleotides long. Its product is annotated as complement C1q subcomponent subunit C-like. The transcript is spliced from 3 exons. The record is from RefSeq and is a predicted model, not a curated record. Gene Ontology annotation, molecular function: protein binding. Lineage: Eukaryota; Metazoa; Chordata; Chondrichthyes; Rhinopristiformes; Pristidae. The coding region runs from base 121 to 843 and encodes 240 amino acids.
GUCAAAAGCUACAUGUUCAUCGACAAAGUUCUGAAUUGUUCAAACCCACUGGGCUCCAUUAAAGUCUGCUUCUUUGUAUUGUCUUUCUAAAGGGUCAUUUGAAAAUAAGACAACUACACCAUGGAAUCCAACUGCAUCUCCCUGUUGCUGCUGUUGGCAGUGCUGGGAUCACUGAUAUCAGGUUUAGAGCCUACCUCGGGAAUCCCUGGGAUAUCAGGGUGUCAUGGAACACCAGGAGUGCCAGGCAGAGAUGGCAGAGAUGGCAGAAAAGGAGCAAAAGGAGAACCAGGGCUCCCUGGUUCGGUCCGUACUCGGGGCGAGAGCGGUGACAAGGGAGAUCCAGGAAUCAUGGGCCCAGUCGGGAAACGAGGUCGGAGGGGGCCAUCUGGUGACAAAGGCGAUCCCGGCAUCCGAGGAGAGAAAGGGGAGAAGGGAAGUUCAGGAGACCACAAGAGCACAUUGAAAUCUGCCUUUUCUGCAAAAAGGGGUGGAUACGAAUACCCACCUCGAGACACACCCAUCAGGUUCAGUAAAGUCAUCUCUAAUGACCAAGGCCACUACGACAGCAACACAGGAAUCUUCACCUGCAACAUUACGGGCCAUUAUUACUUUGUGUUCUAUGCCACUUCAGAUAAUAACCUGUGCAUGAACCUGAAUAUGAAUGGUGUGAAGAAAGCUGGCUUCUGCAGUCACGGGGAAUUUCAUCAGGUCUCCUCAGGGGGUAUUGUGCUUCAUUUGAUGGCCAAUGACAAGGUCUGGCUCGAGGCAACAGAUUACAAUGCCUUAAUGGGGAAAGAAGAUCAUGACAGUGUCUUCAGUGGGUUCCUUCUCUUUCCAGAUUAAGAAUUCAAAGACUGAAGGGAAAUCUUUGACCAAAUACUCUGUUGAAAAUUAUACCAGAUUGUCUUUACUAUAUAAAACAGUUGCUUAUUAAAACCAACACAAUGUGAGCUUCCUUCUCUGAUUCAUGUCCAAAAGUGAAUGGAUUUUGUGCCUUGGAACCAUACAGAUUCCCUGCCAAAGAACAGACAAACAGCAAAUCCAAGAAAUCACUGUAAGAUGCAGAUGUGUGAGAUAAGUUCCACACAUGGCUUGGGAAACUGCUGGUUGCCUGUUUGAGAAGCUGAACUUUGAAUUACAUUGAGUACUUACCACACCCACGGUUACAACACCCACGGUUUACCACUUUGCAGAUAAAUAACUCGGCUGAUUCAGCUGAUGAGCCAAUCCCAGGGGGGAAACAUGUCAGUAUUGCUUCCAUCCACAGCAAAUGAGGCAUUAAUCAAAGAAAUCACAGGCAUGGUAUAACCUGGAGAUAUUCAGUCAACCCCGACCCAGCCCCAACCCCAACCACAAACCUAGUCAAUUCCCUCUCAGUGCCCCCGACACCAUACUUUUCACCAUGGACUUUGAAAGCCUGUACACAAAUAUAGAGACGGACAGGGGCAUCGAGGCAGUCAGAGAGGUCCUGCAGAAAUACCCAGACCCGGAGAGGUCAGACGAGGCUUUAAUCAAACUCCUCCGGCUGAGCCUGACAAAGAAUGACUUUGAAUUCAAUGAUGAAUUCUACCUACAGGUCAAAGGCACGGCAAUGGGAAAGAAAUUUGCCCCAGCUUACGCCAACAUAUACUUGGCAAAGUGGGAGGAGACAGUCUUCCCGAAAUGUCCCAAAAAACCCAUGUGCCUCCACAGAUAUCUAGAUGACAUCUGGGGUGUCUGGACACAUUCUGAGAGAGAGUUAGAGGGAUUCAUCAAAAUCCUGAACACACAUCACCCCUCCAUAAAAGUGAAGGCCGUCAUGAGUAGAGAGAAAGUGGAUUUCCUAGACACCACCAUUUUUAAACUAGCAGCAGAAAAUGGUAGGCAGAAACUAGCGACUAAAGUCUUUUUCAAGCUGACGGACACUCACACCCUCCUGCACACGGCGAGCCAUCACCCCAAACACACCUUCAAGGGCAUCGUCAAAUCACAACUGAGCCGCUUCCACCCCAUUUGCAGCAGGGAGGAGGAUUUCAAGCAGGCCACGACUAUUCUCUACACGGCUCUUAGACAGAGAGGUUACAGUAAACGCAGACUCACACACAUCAAAUCCGAUUUCUUGAGAGGCCUGACAGACCCCAGAGCGCAGAAUAGGGCAACAGCCAAGCUUCCACUGAUAACAGGGUACAGUAGGACGGCCAUGGAUAUCCACACACUAAUUAAAGCCGCUUCUGACAACUGAAGGGAGAGGUGAGCUCACUGGGGGCAUACACGAUAGUGUCAGCUUUUCAAAGGGCCAAGAAUCUGAGAGACCCCUUAGUUAGUAGCAAACUGUACACAGCUCCGAACUGUGGCGGGAGACACUGCAGAGCAUGUAAACAUUUAAAAAUAGCAAAAAGCAUCCACAACAGAGCGACAGAAAAAUGGGCACGGAUGGAGCAGAGGAUAACCUGUGGGCAGGAGAAUGUAGUCUAUGCCAUCCAGUGUAAAGAGUGCCACAUCUUAUACAUAGGGGAAACAGGUAACAGCCUAAGGGUGCGACUGACAGGGCACCUGAGUACGAUGACAGGGCAAGAGCAGAGCAGACCUGUCAGCAGGCAUUUCCAGCAGCACGGGAUCCAGUCUUUAGAGAUCCUGGGCCUGGAAACAAACCUGAACUGAUCAAGCUCCCAGAAAAAGAGAGCAGAGAAGAAAUGGAUUGAGUUAUUACAAACCCACUCCCCAAACGGUCUAAACCAAGGCUAAAAAAAUAAAUAAAUAAAAACUUUAAAAAUUCAGAAUCGGGCCUAGUAAAUCAGGCUUAAAAAGAUUAGGGUCACACGUUCCCGAUGAAUUUGACUCUGACUGGGGACCCAAUCCCAAAAAAAGAUCUUCCCCCUCUUCCCCCUCAACUGACAUACACUCCCACACCCUGACCCAGACAGAACCCACCCCCAAUAGACCAGCUCACAUGUACCACCCCCUCAUCCCACACUCCUCCCGAUACAUUUAAGUUAGGGUCGAAGACAACUUUUGUCCCCCAACACAGACCAGGCAACACUCACCCCUUCUGACCACACACACACUCACGACAUGCAUCCCGAUAUACAGAUCACAGACAGCUUCCUCACACAGACCAGCCAACGGGCACCCCUCCCAAUCCCACAUACACUCACGUACGUUCCCCCCAAACACUUACAACCGGGUCCCAAAUUCACCACCACUUCCCCCAGCCCCUUCCCCUAAACCUAACAUUACACAAGCCAACAGCCCAACUAACCCUUACCAACAGCCCAACUAACCCUUACCAACACCCUCACUAGUAAUGACCCUGCACAAGUACAAUUUCCCACCCUAUUAAGAUAUGGAUUCUGGAAUAAGGCACAGAUCACAAUAAAGACGAGUGGAACCAGACCAAGAUCAUGAACCCAUGAGCCAAUCAAAGUGGCAGGGUACAGUGAGACUGAAUCUCCAGUAAUGAGAUCAAUGAACACAAGAGGGAUAAUUUUCCCACUGCCCUCUAACUCACAACCCAACCCCAAACCCAACCCCAACCCCAGCCCCAACCCCAGCCCCAACCCCAGCCCCAACACCACCCACUCAGAAGUCUGGGUCUGUGUCUCUGCCCUUUUUACUAACACUGCAGAAGCUGCCAUGAGUCUGCUCCUUACUGCAGUGAUUUUCAGUCAACAACUUGUCCUGGAAGCAAAUUAUAUCCCUCAGAUAUAUUGAUAAUCUCUCAAUUUACAAUUCUGUGUUGUCCUUCAGUAAUAAAGUUCACAAUUUUAUUGUUGACAGAUUAUAUCAUGCAUACAAUAUAAGAUGUGAUGAGAAGGAUGUCCUACUUGCACAAUGAAUAUAUUAUCAUAUUCUGUCACGUAAAUACCUGCAUAUUUCAAUAGGAACUUUGAAGGAUCAAUGUCUGUCUGAAAGUCUCGUUCUCGUGAACAGGUGUUGUGUCUCGUUACUGUGGGAGUGGUCACUCCAGUAACGUGGUGGGAAAUGCAGAGAGAAGUCAUCACUUGUCAAUUACUUUAUUUUCAAUGCUUGUUACCAAAAUCUAUUCCUACAUACGAAAUGUGCACGACUGCAUUACUGAGGAAAUGUUCAAUAAAAAGUUCUUGUACUGAA